Tetrahymena thermophila SB210 is the source of this 1362-nucleotide messenger RNA. RefSeq lists its product as hypothetical. NCBI's taxonomy places the organism in Eukaryota, Ciliophora, Oligohymenophorea, Hymenostomatida, Tetrahymenidae. The record is from RefSeq and is a predicted model, not a curated record. The transcript has a single exon.
AUGGAGAUAGAAUAUAAUUUUGUUUACAAAGACACUUUUAACUAAAACUCAAAUUUAGAUUAAAAUCAUUUUUUUUACUUUUACCAUAAUUAAAUUACAUAACAUUAGAAAGCAAACAAUAAGAAAGUCAUUUCUAAUGAAUAAAGUGAUAAUUCUUCUACAUAUAAUUUUGAUCAUAGUGCUUUGGAAUUAAGAGAUAUCUAUAAUAAUUACAUUGAUUUAGAGUUUAGAGGAAAUUUUAAAUAUAAAAAAAGUGAUGAACGCCCACUUCGUAUUCAACAAAAUAUUAAUCUUGGUUUAUUUGGUUUAGAUCGAAUGAAAUUAUGGACAGGAAUGACAUUAAUGAGUGAUGGAACUUUGAGAUUAUGCUCCUCACUUGCAUCAUUGAGUUUUAAUUAUUAGCAAUAAAUUGUAGAAUGUGUUGAAGAUAAAAAGAAUCUGGGUGUUGUGGAUUUACAUUUUACUACAAAUAGUACGAUUCGCUAGUCUUCGAUUGAAGAAGCAUUAAACUUUCUAAGAAAGAAGGAGGGAAUUUAAUUUAGAUAAAUCGAAACAGAUCUUAAAACAAUAUAUAAUAAAGUAAAGAAAUAACAUGAAGAUGUUUAACGUUUAAGACUCACUGAAGAAUAACUUAUUAUGAAGGACUAAGAAUUUAUUGAAUUUAUCGAUUGCUGCUACGAAUAUUUAAACUAGAAUUUUAAUAAUGAAAAUUAAACAAAUAUGUUUUGGUAUUCUAUGGGCAGAAUAAAUUUCAGAUAAAAGGACAUUCAAGUCAUUAAAACAGGAUUUUCUAAGAGUUAUUUGGAAUUAAUUGGAUUGAAUUAAGAUUCUUUGAGUACAAUUUACCUUCGUAAAUAACAAGUAGACUUAAUAAAAGACUAGUCAGACAGAAUCAUGUAUACUUUCUCAGGCAUAGAGUCUAAAUGCAAAAUGAUUGAUUAGGAAGAACAAUUUGUUAAAAUCCAAACUUUUGAUGGAUUUCCUUUAGUUUUGCUCUAGAAAAAGAGAUACUUAAAACUACCUAUUCAUAAGAACUGCUAGCAAUACAUGAAAAAUGAAUAUUUUUUCUCAGUUAUAGAAAUGGAUGUAGAUAUUGAUAGCUUACAAAGAUUAAUUUAGUACAGAUAAAAAAUAUUGUUAAAUCCUAAUAAUCUUACAAUAGAUGAAUUCAUCGAAAAAGAGCUUUCAUAUAAAUUCGAAGAUGUUGAAUAUUCUAUCCACUCUUAAAACUUUUUAGAAAAAUACUACAAAGAAAAUCUAGACAAAAUGUUUUAAAUAGAGGAAGAACUACAAAAUAAAAUUAGAUAAAGAUAAUGUGGAUAUAAAUAAAUUAAGAAUACUCCAUUAAUUGUAUAACAUUGA